This is a messenger RNA of Taeniopygia guttata (zebra finch), 2010 nucleotides long. It is a transcript of the gene TBC1D19, whose product is annotated as TBC1 domain family member 19. Lineage: Eukaryota; Metazoa; Chordata; Aves; Passeriformes; Estrildidae. The record is from RefSeq and is a predicted model, not a curated record.
CCCGGCCGCCCCGGCCCCGGUGCCGCCUCACGAGCGGGGGUCCGGGCCCCGGCCCCACCCUCCUUCCCUCCCUGUCCCGCUCCUCUCCUUCCUCGGCGGGGCCGCAGAGCGGCGUGUUUGGUUUCUAGAGCCGUGUUUAUUGUGUGUCCCCUUGGGGCCCAAGGAUUUCGCAGUGAAUAUGAAGACUAUCCGUCUGAAAUCUCGCCGCUUCAAAUAUAGGUUAGCCUACACAAACCAGAAAUUAAGCUGGAAUCUCUAAAAGAGGAUAUUAAGGAUUUUCUGAAGACAUCAGGUUGGGAAAAGAAGCUUCAGAAUGCUGUUUAUAGUGAACUCAAUGUGUUUCCUUCACCCUGUCAUCCUGCAGCACCACCUGAACAUAUUAAAGAACCUUUAGCAUAUAUGAGGAAAGCACAGGGAAGCUGGGAGAAGCGAAUUCUGAAAAGUCUGAACAGCAUGUGCACAGAACUCAAUAUCCCACUAGCGCAGAAGAGGCCUGCAAAUGAACAAAAAGAACUGCUUAAUAAAUGGAAUGAAAUGGGAACUGAUGAGCCAGAUCUAAGUCUUUUCCGGCCUGUUUAUGCGCCUAAAGAUUUUCUUGAGGUACUGAUGAAUCUUCGAAACCCAAAUUAUGAAAAUGGAGAGCAGCCUAGUUUCAGAAAUCAUCUGGGACUAAUUCAGGUUCCCUUAAAAGUUAAAGAUAUUCCAGAAUUGAAAGAAGACUUUAAUGAACUAGGCUUAAAUAUAGGACAGCUAGGUAUUGAUGAUUCAGCACAAGUGCCUCCUGAGUUCUUUGAAAAUGAACAUGUACGUGUUGGGCAGAAAGUUUUAGCAGAGCAAGAUAGUGCUGCAGCUCAGCAGUAUGUUCGUCAGGGAUGUCCAACAGCACUCCGGGCUGAUCUGUGGGCCCUCAUUCUUAACAUUUCUAAUCAGCCAGAGGACAUCUUGUAUUAUGAACAGCUUAAGUCAAAUGUGAUUCAACACGACCUUUUAGUGGACAGCCUGAUUUACAAAGAUGUAAAACUGACAGCAAGCAACGAUGACUACUAUUUUGUAUUUGAGGAUUAUUUAUAUCAGGUGUUGCUGUGUUUUUCCCGAGAUACAUCUGUCCUGGAGCACUUUACUUACAGUAGUGCCACCCCACCCAAAUCAUACAUACAAGGAAAACUUGGAAUGGAAGAAUAUGCUGUUUUCUAUCCUCCAAAUGGUGUAAUUCCUUUUCAUGGCUUUUCUAUGUAUGUUGCUCCACUUUGUUUUCUGUACCAUGAACCUUCCAAAUUGUAUCAGAUAUUCCGUGAGAUGUAUGUGCGUUUUUUCUUCAGACUCCAUUCCAUCUCUUCUCAUCCCUCUGGCAUUGUAUCAUUGUGUUUGCUUUUUGAGACUCUUCUACAAACCCAUCUGCCCCAGCUCUUCUAUCACCUCCGAGAAAUUGGAGCUCAGCCGCUACGAAUUUCAUUUAAAUGGAUGGUACGAGCAUUUUCUGGUUAUUUAGCUACAGACCAGCUCUUGCUUCUGUGGGACAGAAUCCUGGGAUACAAUUCUCUAGAAAUUCUUGCUGUCCUGGCAGCUGCUGUCUUUGCUUUCCGAGCAGUCAACCUGAUGGAGGUGACAUCACUGGCUGCAGCUGAAGCUGUACUUGCUGACCUUUCAACCCUGAAAGUUAUGCCUCUUCUUCAAAUCUUCUUGUUUGCUACUGUCACUUAAUCUGUUUCAACAAUACUGGUACCACAUUCCAGUCUUUCUGGAGAAGCUAAGCAUCAACUAUGCAAUGUCUGCAUAAAACCAAAAUUAAACUCCAUGUAUAAAAUCAAUUUAGAAAUAAUUACCGUAAUAUUUUCUAACUGGGAAAAAUAACUUUACACACAAUUGUGUGAAGUGCAUGCUAAUGAAUUCCACUGUAAAAGCAAUGGUUAUUACUUGUACAUUGAGAAUGACUACUUGUGCAAGUAAAUAAUAUGAAUCACUGUCUAAAAUGCAUGCAAUAUUAAAUGAAAUAAAGUAAACUUAAUUAGU